GUACUGAAGGAAAUAACUUUGUUUUUAAUGCAAAACUCGCUGAAGCUUCUGCUGAAGAAGCUUAUAAAUCAUUAACUGUACCUGUAUUUGGAAAGGGUGUUGUUUACGAUGUUCAUAAUUCAAUUUUAAUGGAACAAAAAAAAUUUGUUAAAGCUGGUCUUUCGGUAGAAAAUUUACGUGCUUAUGUUCCAAUGAUAACUAUGGAAACUAAAAAUUAUCUAUCUCGAUGGAAUAAAAAAUCUGAUAUUCAAGAUGUUCAUAAAGCGAUGGCUGAAUUAAUUAUUUUAACCGCUUCUCGAUGUUUAUUGGGUGAUGAAGUUCUUGCUCAAAUAUUUCAUGACCUUGAUGGUGGUUUCAAACCAGUAAAUUUUCUUUUCGACGAUUUACCUUUACCUUCCAACAAAUUACGUGAUAAAGCUCAUAUUAAGAUGCGUCAUUUCUUUAUGGAUAUAAUGAAAUCUCGUCGUGAAACUGGUAAAACUGAUAGUACUGACGUUAUGCAAUACUUGGCUACAAAUUGUCAAUACAAAUCUGGAAGAAAUUUAACUGAUAUAGAAGUUGCUCAUAUUAUGAUUGCUAUAUUAAUGGCUGGACAACACACUAGUUCAACCACUAGCGCUUGGGCCCUUCUUUACCUGGCUCGGAAUCCUGAUUGGUUUAAUAAACUUCGUCAAGAACAAAUUCAAAUUCUUGGUUCUCUUGAUGCUCCUCUCACUUAUGAUUCUCUUAAACAAUUAUCCCUUCAUGAUAAUGUUGUUCGUGAAACUCUUAGAUUACGUCCCCCAAUUCUUCAGAUUAUUCGAAAAGUUGUUCGUGAUAUGCCUAUCCCUGGAACAAAUUAUGUUAUUCCAAAAGAUGCUUUUAUUCAAUGUGUUCCUGCUCUUUCCGCGAGAUCUGAUGAUUAUUUUGAAAAUGCUGAAGAAUUUAAUCCUUACAGAUGGACUGAGUUUGAUUUACAAAAUAAAGAUCGUGAUGAAGAUCUUGUGGAUUAUGGUUUUGGUGCUCUUUCCGCUAGUGCUAGAUCCCCUUUUCUUCCAUUUGGUGCUGGUCGUCAUAGAUGUAUUGGUGAAUCAUUCGCUUAUGUACAAAUUAAAACAAUCCUUGCUACUUUUGUUAGAACUUUUGAUUUGGAAUUACUUAAUAACAAAUUUCCUGAUUGUGAUUUCACUACUAUGAUGGUCCAACCUAAAAAUCCCAUG
Racocetra persica is the source of this 1199-nucleotide messenger RNA. The record is from the annotation of a GenBank genome assembly. NCBI's taxonomy places the organism in Eukaryota, Fungi, Glomeromycota, Glomeromycetes, Diversisporales, Gigasporaceae.